AUGUCAUCCGGCAGACGUGGACCCGUCGGUGGCCUCAUCGGCAUGCUAGGCAAGGACGUAGGCGCAGCAGCCGAAUACCGUGAGCACCGCAAGCAGCAGAAGCAGAACCAGGACCAGCUCUCCCGCGAGAAGUCGCAGCAAGGGGAUCAGAAUCAGAGCGUGGAAGCUGCCAGGUCUUCUGCUGCCUCGUCGGCCCUGCCGCCCCAGUAUGGCGAAGCGGUGACGAGUGAGGAGGGCAUGGAGCAUUCCUCUGUCGCCUCCAGAGGCGGUCCGCCAGCGAGGGACGACGGGAAAGCUGCAAUGUCUCACCACCAUAAGGUCGAAGACGACGACGACGAUAACGAUGACGAUGUGCUUUCAGUGGAAGAUGACGAAGAAGUCUGGGAGCUCGACGAGGCCAUGGAGCCUGCGGGUGAAUCUGGUGGAGCUCAUCAGGUCCCUCCUUCAUACGGGCAGAGCGAGGCCGACUACCGCACGACCGACGAGCUGGUGGAAGACGUCAUGCGCACCAGCAGAAGAGCAGCGGCUUCCUCUGGUGGAAUGCCUAAGGUUAGGGUGCGCCAACCUCUGCCCUUACCCGUGAUCAUCCCCCAGCGCCGCCCUCGCACGAAGGCACGGGUUUGGGUCCACGCCUACGCACCAGCACUAGAAAAUUGCGGUAUCAGCCAGGAGACCUUCAUGGCGUUCCUCGACAACUUCGACAAGGACUCGAAGGCCUCGCCUGUCUUUGCCGUCUUUGCCGUCAUCGCGGUCUCGGCCGGUAUCGCCGGCCUUGCGCCGUCGAUGAUUGUCAUGGCGGUUACUACGGCGGUGCAGCUGGCCGCGCAGAAGGGGGCUGACUACCAGCGCCGCCAGCGAACGAACGGCUUUCUGGAUUGGAUGAACGCGGAGCUGUUCCGGCCGGCGGGGCUUUAUGCUUUUAUCAUGAAGUACGAGGCUGAUGCGGAUGGUGAGAAUGACAACAACAACAACAGCAGCUCUCGCGGCCUAAGCGACCGUCUAAAUGACUUCCGGCUCGCAUCAGGGACAACGCAGGACUCAAUACAACUCCCUGAAGCCGCGCCGCUCAUCUUCCCGGCCAUCGACCGAGCCAUAGUCAGAAACGGGGCGGCAGAAGAGACGUUCAAGGACAAGGUCAAGGACGCCAAGAUGUUCCUCGCCGACUACAUGGACCGCAGGGCGCACAUGGCGUACGCGAGCCAGGAUCCGAAUUCCAGCCUCGCGCUGCCGGAGGAGCAGAGGGCGUUCAUGAGUACGCUGGCGGACCCUAACCACCCGAUGUACCACGGUGGACUUGUGGGGUUCGUGUCUGGGGGUAAUGUUAGUGUGCGGGCUGGUAGGCGGCGGCGGAGGGAUGGGAGGCAAGAGCUUGGGGAGGGUUUGAGCAAGAUGGAGCAGGCGAGGUAUGAGCAAUAUGUUCCCGAGCAGGAGGAGAUAACUCUGGGAGGCAGGAGGGGCCUUAGAGGUGGUUCUCGGAGUCCGCUGGGCGGGAGAAGCCCGUUGAGCGGGAGAGGGCACGGCUGUGGGCGGGGACGGGGACGUGGCGGCAGGGGACGGCGCGGCGGUGGUGGUGGCGGGCCUCUCGGUCUCGUGUCCGGCUUGAUCGGCUCCGCUGUCAAUGCGGCAUCGGGAAGUGCCGGUGGGACGCAGUCUGCGCAGGAGAAUGCUGCGUAUGCCGAUCCGUAUGCCCAAGGUCAUGGCCACGCAGAGUAUGGUGAUGAUGCACGGAGCAGGGAGUUCGAGGGCACAUACGAAGACGACCGUCUCGGUCUUGGGAGCGGCGGGGGGUCUGCAUACCGUGACGAUUUGCGACGGAGGUCCUACUAUGCCCGAGACGCCUACGGAAGAUCUACCCCCGCACAGGGAGAUGAACGCCUUGGAAGUUCGUCAUCGUCAGCUUAUCACAGCGAAUAUGAUUCGCGACAACAGAGGCCGUCGUCGUCGCACGACCCACGAAUCGUGUCUGGAGGAUCUGCUGUCGGGAGUCAACAGUAUGGGAGCAACCGCCGCCGAAAUGCGGGCAAUAAGUCAGGCCGCGGAGACCCGAUUGGUGCUGUGAAGAGGAUGAUGAGGGAGGAUGUGCUGCAUUUGAUGAUCGUAAACAUGCCGAGUGAGGCUGAGUUGGCGGAGGCGAGGGCCGAGAUGGCGAAGUAG
Molecule: messenger RNA, 2154 nt
Organism: Anthostomella pinea
Lineage: Eukaryota; Fungi; Ascomycota; Sordariomycetes; Xylariales; Xylariaceae
Source: the annotation of a GenBank genome assembly